Adineta ricciae is the source of this 867-nucleotide messenger RNA. The record is from the annotation of a GenBank genome assembly. NCBI's taxonomy places the organism in Eukaryota, Metazoa, Rotifera, Eurotatoria, Adinetida, Adinetidae.
AUGUCUUCGUAUGCAUCAGAUCAAUGUUCAAUAUGUAGAACUUCAUUAAAUUCGAAAGAAUUCGAUGAAAUAACAACUUCAUGUGGACAUACAUUUCAUCGUGAAUGUGCACAAAAACGUUUAGAUCGAUAUAACAAAACAGAUUGUCAAGUUUGUCGUCAAGAUCGUGCUCUUGGAGAUGCUUUAUCCAGACAAAAAAUCACACCACCCGAAACUAGGAGAAGAGAACAAAGUCCUGUUCCCUCCGCUCGCCCAAAUGACCGUGACAACGACAACUGGUCCUGUAGAAAAUGUCACAAGUUCAACGAGAUCUCCUCAAAACGUUGUUAUUCAUGUGGUACAUAUAAAGAUGAUCGCGAGUCUUCUCAUUCGCAGUCUACAUUUAGAAACAACGAGGACCAUAACAACUUGACAAGGGACAAUCGUGAUUUUCGUACAUCUCUUCGGCCAUCCUCCCCUCCAAGAACACAAAGCAAAGAAAUUGUUUAUGUUGUUAAUUUGCCAUCAGACAUCAAAGAUGAUUUUGAUUUAACUAAUUUGGUCCGGACUCGCAUGGAAAAUAGUCUCCAAAUUCCUAUUCGUGAUAUCAAAUGUUAUUGUAAACUUGGUAUAGGUACUAUUCAAGUGGCUGAUAGACAAACAAAGAAUCGUCUUGUUCAAUCGAUUCAAGAAAUAACAUUGAAUGUGGGAGGAAAAUCAAAUACGAUUGAAUUUGUUGAAACAUUAGAAUUGACUUCAUUUGUUGUAUUGGAAAUGAACAAAGAUUUGUCAUAUCCAAGUACAAAAGAGAUUAAUGUUCGUUGGAAAGAUCUCUAUGGANCUAGACAAGAAGCGUUCUACUACUUCGAGCUCAGUCGAAGUCGAUGA